This is a messenger RNA of Malassezia restricta, 1272 nucleotides long. RefSeq names its product acyl-CoA dehydrogenase. NCBI's taxonomy places the organism in Eukaryota, Fungi, Basidiomycota, Malasseziomycetes, Malasseziales, Malasseziaceae. The transcript has a single exon. The record is from RefSeq and is a predicted model, not a curated record. The coding region runs from base 1 to 1272 and encodes 423 amino acids. Gene Ontology annotation, cellular component: mitochondrion. Gene Ontology annotation, biological process: fatty acid beta-oxidation; medium-chain fatty acid catabolic process. Gene Ontology annotation, molecular function: flavin adenine dinucleotide binding; medium-chain fatty acyl-CoA dehydrogenase activity.
AUGUCGUUUCUCUCGUCGCGUUCGCUGGCCGCCUCCAAAGGCUUUGUGAGCUCCAAUGUUCGGGCCUCCCUGGCGCCUGCUUCGGCUCGUCUUUUCUCGAAGACUGCUGCUGCUCAAAACAUCAGCUUUGAGCUCUCGGAGGACCAGCAAGCCUAUCAGGAGCUCGCUCGCAAGUUCACGCGCGAGAACAUUAUUCCUGUCGCUCGCCACUAUGACCAGACCAUGGAGUACCCAUGGGAUGUGAUCAAGAAGGCUCACAGUGUUGGUCUUCUGAACACCCACGUCCCUGAGAAGUUCGGCGGUCCUGGUCUUGGCUUGAUGGAGUGCUCGCUGAUCACGGAGGAGCUCGCCUAUGGCUGCACCGGUAUUCAGACGGCUAUCGAGGCCAAUGGUCUUGCUGAGGCACCAGUCCUCGUGGCAGGUAAUGAUGAGCAGAAGGCCAAGUACCUUGGUCGUAUGACCGAGGAGCCCCUGGUGGCUUCGUACGGUGUGACGGAGCCAGGUGCUGGCUCGGACGUGGCUAACAUCUCGACUCGUGCGGAGAAGCGCGGCGAUAAGUGGAUCCUGAACGGAACCAAGAUGUGGAUCACGAACGGUGGUCAUGCCAACUGGUACUUUGUGCUUGCACGCACGAACCCUGAGGAGCGUCCUCACAAGGCUCUUUCUGGCUUCAUUGUGGAUGGUGAUGCUCCAGGUGUCAUUCGCGGCAAGAAGGAAAUUAACAUGGGUCAGCGCUGCUCGGAUACCCGUAUGAUCACGUUCGAGGAUGUUGAGGUUCCUGAGGAAAACUUGCUCGGUAAGCCUGGUGAUGGUUUCAAGAUUGCCAUGGGUGCUUUUGACAUCACCCGUCCUCUUGUGGCAUCGGGUGCCGUUGGUCUCGCUCAGCGCGCCCUGUAUGAGGCCACCAUUUACGCGAAGGAGCGCAAGACGAUGGGUAAGCCUAUCAUCAACCAUCAGGCCAUUGCCUUUAUGCUCGCCGACAUGCAGAUGGCUGUCGAGUCGUCGCGUAACCUCGUGUGGAAGGCUUGCUACACUAAGGACCAGGGUCAGCGCAACAGUUUCUACGCUAGUAUGGCCAAGUGCCUGGCUUCGCGCGCCGCUGUGUCGAAUGCCGACCAGGCUGUCCAGAUCUACGGUGGUCUCGGCUUCAACUCAGAAAGCUCUGUCGAGAAGCUGUACCGUGACGCCAAGAUCUUUGAGCUCUACGAGGGUACCUCGCAGAUCCAGCGUCUUAUCAUUUCGCGCCACCUCGCUGACUUGUACAACGCCUAA